AUGAGGCCUAUAAGUCUUAGUAAUGUUAUCAAUAAGGUCAUAUCCAGAGUAGUGCAUAACAGACUAGAUAAGAUACUUACAAGGGUGAUAUCUUCAAAUCAGUCUGGCUUUGUAAAGGGCAGAAAUAUAAUUGAGAAUGUGUUGUUGACACAGGAAAUUAUUACUGAUAUAAGGAAGAGAGAAAAACCAGCAAAUGUUGUAAUUAAGCUGGAUAUGGCAAAAGCAUAUGAUAGGGUCUCAUGGUUAUAUCUCUGUAAAGUCAAGGGAAUAAUGGGAUUUUCUCUAUUCUUCAUUGAUUUGAUAUGGAGGCUGUUGGUAAAUAAUUGGUAUUCAGUUCUUUUAAAUGGCCAGGCACAUGGUUUCUUUCAUUCUACAAGGGGUGUCAAGCAAGGAGAUCCACUUUCUCCUGCUCUCUUUAUCAUUGCUGUAGAAGUUCUUUCAAGGGCCUUAAAUUCUUUGUUUGAUCAGUCUGAUGAUACAAUCAUUUUCUCAUCAGCUGAUAGCCAAUCUUUACACAUAAUCAUGGACAUUCUUCAGGAAUAUGAGAAAGUAUCUGGACAGAUGAUAAACAAGAGAAAAAGUUCUUUCUAUUUGUUCAGCAAGGUAUCACAGGAGAUAAGUGAGCAGGUAGAAACAAUAACAGGAUUUGUGAGAGGACACUUUCCUUUUACAUAUCUUGGAGUUCCCAUUACUCAUGCCAGAAAAAGGAAGGUGGAUUAUACUGAAUUAUUGAAGAAAAUCAAAGACAGGUUACAAACUUGGAAGGGCAAGUUACUAUCCUAUGGAGGAAAAGCAGUGCUGAUCACUAGUGUGCUUCAAAGUGGUUUGGGUUUCAGGUCUAUCUAUGACACAUCCAAAGCUCUAUGUGCUAAACUCUGGUGGAAGUUCAGAACCACUAGCUCUCUUUGGGAUAAUUUCAUGUGGAAUAAAUACUGUAAAAAACAAAUUCCCCAGUCCUGGCAAAUCAAUGAGCAGGUUGAAGAUGUUUCAGAACUUAUGACAGAUGGAAAAUGGAAUAUCAGCAAACUAAUGCAGCUGUUUCCUGAGGAUAUUGUGCAGCAUAUAAUACAGGAAAUUGACAUUAAGUAUGCAUCAAAUGAAUGGGAUAGACCUUGGUGGAUGAUGACAAGCACAUGCAAGUUUACAUUUAAAGUCCCAAUUGAUGAAGUGGUGGCAAGUAUUGGUAUUCCAUUAGUCUCAAAGUGUUGCUGCUGUCAAAAUGCUCAGAUAGAGACUAUAAAUCAUAUGUUUCUAUGUGGGGAAUUGGCUACAAAGGUCUGGAGAUACUUCAAUAUGGGGGCAGGACUGAGUAUGAAUUGUGUUCAGGUCAAGCAGGCUAUAAGAAGUUGGUGGGAAGCAAAAUGCCAUUUCAAAAUGAAAACCAUAUACAAAGCAGUGCCUGCUUUUAUAGUGUGGGAAAUAUGGAAGUGGAGAAAUCAUAGGCUUCAUGGUGGAAAUAUGAAUCUGAAUAGAGUGCUGUAUGACAUAAAUAUGAACAUUCAUAUGUUAUGUAAACUUCAGUUCCCUGGGAUGAACAUUCCAACUAUAUGGCAUCAAAUGGUUCAAUUCUUUGAAGGAUAUAAGCCUACUGUCAUUUGUAGAAUUAUUGAAUGGAGGAGACCUGCACCUGGAAUUUACAAGUGCAAUACAGAUGGAGCUGCUAAAGGAAAUCCAGGUCCAAGUUCUUCUGCCUUUUGUAUAAGAAAUGAAAAGGGAGAUCUGGUGUAUGCAGCUGCAAAAAGUUUGGCAGAUGGAACAAAUAUUGUGGCUGAGGCUGAGGCUGAGGCUGAGGCUGUUAGAAUGGGACUGAGGCACUGUGUGGUAAAACAGCUUUUUCCAUUGAUUAUAGAGACAGAUUCCAUGACCAUGAAGAUGAUUCUAAAUGAUGAAUGGAAGGUUCCUUGGAGUAUCUCAAUGUUGGUGGAUGAUAUCAAGAGGAUGAUGACUGAUCACACAGUUUCUGUGGAGCAUAUACAUAGAGAAGGAAAUGGGCUUGCAAUUUUUUUAACUAACUUUGUUUUUGGUUUUGCAGGAUCAAUUCAGUUUCAUAAUUUCAGGAAUAACCAAGUCAAGCUAAGAGGAUUUUGA
Molecule: messenger RNA, 2088 nt
Organism: Lycium barbarum (goji berry)
Lineage: Eukaryota; Viridiplantae; Streptophyta; Magnoliopsida; Solanales; Solanaceae
Exons: 5
Coding region: 1-2088 (695 amino acids)
Molecular function (GO): RNA-DNA hybrid ribonuclease activity; nucleic acid binding
Source: RefSeq, a predicted model, not a curated record